Triticum turgidum subsp. durum (durum wheat) is the source of this 876-nucleotide messenger RNA. NCBI's taxonomy places the organism in Eukaryota, Viridiplantae, Streptophyta, Magnoliopsida, Poales, Poaceae. The record is from the annotation of a GenBank genome assembly.
AUGAUUGGUGAAAUGGAUGUGGAUAGUGUUGUAGACUACUUCAGGGGCAAGAGCAUCCUCAUCACUGGAUCAACGGGGUUCCUAGGAAAAGUGCUUGUUGAGAAGAUAUUGAGGGUUCAGCCUGAUGUCAAGAAGAUCUUUCUCUUGAUUCGGGCCUCCAAUGUUGAAUCCGCAAAGUUUCGGAUUCAAAAUGAGGUCAUAGGGAGGGAGAUCUUUCAAGUGCUCAAAGAAGAACAUGGUGUGGGGUUCCAUAAUUUCGUCGAAGAAAAGAUCUGUCCUUUGGUGGGAGACAUCAUGCAUGAGGACUUUGGACUAGACACUGCCAAGCUGAGAGAAGUGUCGAAGGACAUAGACAUUAUUGUCAACGUAGCUGCCACUACGAAAUUCUCUGAAAGAUAUGAUGUGGCUUUCAAUGUGAAUGUCUUGGGAGUGAAGCAUGUUUGUGCAUUCACAAAGAAGUGUAUUAAGCUCAAGAUGUUGCUUCAUGUUUCAACGGGUGUGAUUGGUGAACAAGAAGGCCUAAUAGCAGAGAAGGCAUUCUUCAUGGGCGAGACACUAAGGGUGGGCACACAUUUGGAUAUCGAAUCUGAGCUAAAUCUGAUCAAAGAGACCAGGAGAGAACUAAGAGAUGCUGGUUCCACGGAGAAAGAUGAGAGGAAAGUCAUGGAGAAACUUGGCCUCAAGAGGGCACGAAACUUUGGGUGGCCAAACACCUAUGUCUUCACUAAGGCAAUGGGGGAGAUGAUGAUGGGGCUCUUGCGAGGGGACUUUCCAGUGGUCAUCAUCCGCCCGAGCAUCAUAACCAGUACACUCAAGGAGCCAUUGCCUGGAUGGAUGGAAGGAAUUAGGUGUUGGAACUCAAAAUUGAAUUCUUGA